This is a messenger RNA of Penicillium soppii, 861 nucleotides long. Its product is annotated as arginase. Lineage: Eukaryota; Fungi; Ascomycota; Eurotiomycetes; Eurotiales; Aspergillaceae. Gene Ontology annotation, cellular component: nucleus; cytoplasm; cytosol. Gene Ontology annotation, molecular function: manganese ion binding; arginase activity. The coding region runs from base 1 to 861 and encodes 286 amino acids. The record is from RefSeq and is a predicted model, not a curated record. The transcript is spliced from 2 exons.
AUGGCUCUCAUUGAAGCUGGACUCCUGGACCAGCUCAGCUCGGACCUCGACUACGAAGUUCACCACGACGACACAGUCCACUACUACGAGAAGGACAUCCCCGAUGAAGACCCCGACUUCCGCGGCAUGAAGAAGCCCCGCGCCGUCAGCGCCGUGACAGAGAAGCUCAGCUCACAGGUCCACAACUACGCCAAAGAUGGCAAGUUUGUGCUCACGCUGGGUGGUGAUCACUCCAUUGCCAUCGGCUCCGUCUCCGGCACAGCAAAGGCGAUCCGGGAGCGCCUGGGUCGGGAGAUGGCUGUUAUCUGGGUUGACGCCCACGCCGAUAUCAACACCCCCGAGAGCAGCGAUAGCGGGAACAUCCACGGUAUGCCUAUGGCGUUCCUGACCCGGCUGGCCCGGGAGGAGCAGAAAGAUAUCUUUGGCUGGAUGAAGGAUGAGCACAUUGUGAACACGCAAAAGCUUGUCUAUAUCGGUCUGCGUGAUGUUGACCGUGGAGAGAAGAAGAUUUUGCGCGACAAUGGUAUCAAAGCAUUCAGCAUGCACGAUAUCGACCGUCAUGGUAUCGGUCGCGUUGUCGAGAUGGCCCUGGCUCACAUCGGUAAUGACACUCCCAUUCACCUGUCAUUCGAUGUUGAUGCGCUUGACCCCCAGUGGGCACCUAGUACUGGUACUCCCGUCCGCGGUGGAUUGACACUACGUGAGGGAGACUUCAUUUGUGAGGCUGUGCACGAGACUGGAAACCUGAUCGCAAUGGACUUGGUUGAGGUGAACCCUAGCCUGGAGUCCAAGGGUGCGUCUGAGACUAUCCGCGCAGGGUGCUCACUGGUGCGUAGCGCAUUGGGUGAUACACUUCUGUAA